AUGUAUCAUGCAAAUCAGGCCUAUUACAACGGCCAAGAUAGCAACUAUGAGGAGGGUAAUGCGGGCAUGGCCUGGUCGCAGAAUAAUGCCACAACCGAAGGCUUCAACUUCAACAGGUUUCUUCAGGAUCAACAGCAUCUCCUUUUUCCUGCUACGGGACUUCUUCCGGCAGGAAACACUUAUCUGCCUUUUCAGGGCGAACCGCACUAUCUCGAGGAAGUAGAAGAAGAUGAGAACGAAGCAACGGACUAUGAGGACUUGCAGCCAGAGCAAGAACAAUGGCAUCAUCCUGAAGGUCCACACUCGCGUAACGCUUCGUUGGGUUUCAAUGGUGCAGUAAGUCGCGAAACUUACAACGCUCAGUCUUUCAAUUCGAACAAUCAACGCGUUGAGACACCCCACAAUGAUGAGUACGAGCCAGAAAACCCAAUGAUUACGCAGGUGCUCCGCAAACCGGAAAGGCAACAUAAACAGACAAGCACUGUCGAUAAAGCGGCGGAACUGAGGGCUAAAGUGCUGGCAAGCCGAACACACAAACAAGGCACCCCAAACCGGGAUAAGAAGCAGGAACUCGGGCAGAAGGACAAGGCGCCUGAGGCUGGAGAAGCUCCCACAGCUGUACCAGCCACACGGACACACUCAGUCACGGACCUCGACGGACUCAUUGCUGAAGAAAGGGCGGCCGCUGAGACAAAAGCUCAACAAGAUGGCGCCUUUCAAGCUAUGAGUUCUGGGCCCACUAGAUCAGUGGCAGAGCCCGCAACAUCAUUUGCUGAAGAAGCCCAUCAGAGAGAUCUUGCGGCAGCCCUUAACGGCCAUGCUGGUACGGAGCGUGCUUCGGGAUCACAGUUGAACGCUGCGUCGCACGAAACAACAUCACCGACGCCGCAGGAGACAAUUGAAGCGCUUCGGCGAGACCAUGACGCGCAUGCACAAGUUUCAUUGAGAGCUACAACAGAUCCUAGCAGUAACGGGAGCGCAGGUGGGAACUGUUCGGAAAUACUUUCAUCACAUAAAGACAGGCCGUUGGCCGCUCGAAGACAAGAAAAAGUUGCUGACGGCCAUCCACAGCUUCGCUCCGGCUUGGAAACACAGAAGUAA
Coniosporium apollinis CBS 100218 is the source of this 1101-nucleotide messenger RNA. RefSeq lists its product as uncharacterized. The transcript has a single exon. The record is from RefSeq and is a predicted model, not a curated record. Lineage: Eukaryota; Fungi; Ascomycota; Dothideomycetes. Bases 1 to 1101 code for a protein of 366 amino acids.